Fukomys damarensis (Damara mole-rat) is the source of this 5260-nucleotide messenger RNA. It is a transcript of the gene Gorasp1, whose product is annotated as golgi reassembly stacking protein 1. Gene Ontology annotation, molecular function: protein binding. NCBI's taxonomy places the organism in Eukaryota, Metazoa, Chordata, Mammalia, Rodentia, Bathyergidae. Bases 3180 to 4511 code for a protein of 443 amino acids. The record is from RefSeq and is a predicted model, not a curated record. The transcript is spliced from 8 exons. Gene Ontology annotation, biological process: Golgi organization. Gene Ontology annotation, cellular component: Golgi apparatus.
GCGAGGGAAGCGGGGCGCGGGAGGCCCCAGAGCACCGCAGAAGCCCGGCGAGGUCUGCAGCUCGGGAGGCUCCCCAGCGCUCACUGCCCAGGCGCCCGGCAGGGCGGCUUAGCAGGGCCUCUGGGCGAGGCUGCAGGGAGGCUUGGGCCACCGGCGACGGUGGGAUUCCUGGUUGGGCUGAAAAGGCGAUGAGGGGCCAGCAGCCAGGUGAAGAUUUGGGAUGAGGGGGACAGGAGGGCCUCUGAGCCUUCCCUCCCCAUUUUUGCUUGGGAAAAGCGGCGGGGUGCAGAGGUGGGUGUAGGCGCAUUUGCCAUUUUGCUGCUUGGCUUUUGAGUGGCCUGUUUUGAAGGGAGGCUCUGUCUGGAAAGCUAACGAGGGUUAGCUAACGAGGGGUUUCAAACCGGAAGGCCAAGCUGGCUUUGUGCUUUGGGUACGGGCUUCCUCAUGGUCAGACACCCACAGAGACGACAGUUCUCAUCCAGCCCAAAGAGUUGGCCGACAGGUUUGAUGGAGGGCAAAGCAAUUUAAGAUACAGGCUGGUGGCGGGGUGUCACGAUGGUAGUGGAGACAGGAGGGCAGUGGAGAGGGACAGGUUGGGGAGAUCAAAGGAUUAAUGUCAUCCUUCAUAGGGCUAUUUUUAAGUAGAGUAGACCCUCGAAUUACAAUCGGCCUGACAUACAACCAACUUAUUAUAGCCGGAGUACACUAGGAAAAUUUUUGGUGUUUCUGGUCAAUUACAUACAUUAUACAGCCCUUCUUUUAUUAUUGAAAGAUUAGUGAGGGAUAUUUUGGGAGGUUUGGAAUGCAUUAUGGGUAUUUCAUUAUUUCUUAUGGGAAAAAUAGUCUCGACUUGCAACCAACUUGAGUUAUACCCAGCCCUCCAGAAUGAAUUGAGUUUGUAAGUCAAGGGCCCACUGCUUGCUGCAAAGUCAGAGUUGUAGGCACCAGAGAUAAAGCAGUGAACCAAGUAGACCAUCUCUGUGCUCCUGGAGCUUACAUUUGGAUGCCUGUUAGGAGGGAAGGGAGACCAUAAAGAAACAGAUGACAGGUAGUAAUAAUUGCUAGUGAGAAAAGAGCAAAUUAAGGGAGAAAAGGUGCUGAAUGGGUGCCGUUUUGGACACAGUGGUCAAGAAAGACCUCUGACCAAGUAACAUUUGAACAGAGGCCUCUGCAGGAAAUGAAGAAUGGACAGCACAGGUAUGAGGGAGAAAUGUUCUAGGCAGAAGGCCCAGCAUUACAGGGGCCCUGAAUGGGUGGUGCUUGCUGUUUGAGAAGAUGAAGAAGGUGAGGUAGUAGGGCUUGGAUGGUGUUGCUAGUGUCAGGGGAGGGUAAGAGGAUGAGGCCCUGCAGGACCUGGCACGACCUGAAUAUUUAGGGUUUCAUUCUGAGAUGGGAGCCGUUGGCAGGUUUUAAGUGGAGGUGUGACAUAAGCUACUCACAUUUUUAAAAACUGAAGGACAUAUGCGCUGCAUCCUGUAAACAUUGCAUGCCAGGCACAUCCUGAACAAACGCGUAGUGGAGGAUCUCAAGAAAAUGGCUGUUAUAGGGCAGUGGUAAGGGGAGGGAUGUGUUGGGUUUCCUGGGGUCAGAUUACUAAAUUGAGUCUCUUCUCAUCUGUAAAUUGGGGUUAGUAGAAGGUAGUCACCCAGACAGCGCUGAGUGUGCAUGAGCUGCUGUUGUUCAUCCCAGAAGGGUCUCUGGUGGGGAAAAGUAGGCUGGGGUAUUCGGGAUUGCAGCACGUGUUGUGGGUCUACAGGGUGGAGUGUGAUGGGAGUCUCCAGGGACAGCUGGAUGGAGGGCAGUGGGAUUUGCAGGAAGGGGUGCAGCAGCAGAGAUUAUUUCUGCUGUGGAGCCCUAGUGAUCAGUGACAAGCCCAGGGCCAUCGAAGACAGCCAGAGGACAGGGCCAUAGCUAGAGGUGCUGGGAGAGGGUGGGUCCUGGGGACCGGGCUGAGCUUCAGGAUCUCAUUAAUGAUGGCGGCAGCUGACACCCCAUGUCGAGGAUGGGAGCAGGUGUCUUGCCUGAGGGAGAGGGGUAGUGGUUUUGGAAGUAGCCCUGCUCAGGGAGGAGCAUCCCUCAAACCCCACCAGGCCAGCUCUGUUUUAUAGUUUUCAAGAGCCCUGGAGGAUGCAGAGCUCCCCUGCAGCAGGGAGAGCAGCUUGCUCUCUGAGUCGGGCCAGAGUUGGUUGCUGAGGCCACUACCCCUGGAAGCCACGGAAGCUUCUGGGGGUGGCACGCAGGGACUCAGUUGGUGACACUUCCAGAUAGGAGUCCCAAUGCCAGGGGCAAAGUGGCCUCUAUCGAGAGGCUCAGCAGUUUGUUCUCAGCAGGCUCUGGAGAGCUCUUCUUCGGCUUGGAGACUCUGCACUGGAGGGGCUUGGGAUACAAGGACCUGAGGCCAUGUGAGCUCAAUGUCCUCUCUCCUGGGGGCCUGUUGGCGCCUGUCCAAAGGGGUCAUCUUGUGUUCACAGCCAAAGGCCAGAGUGUGGGCCACCCUCAGGGUCCAGGACCUGGGGACAAAGGCUGUAGUGUCUGGGUGAGGCUUGGUAAAUGGGGCCUUUGAGACAGAUUCCUGCCACAGCCUGCAAAGCCUGCUUGUACUUCUGGAUUCAGCACUGAGCUGGAGAGUGUAAGGAGGGUGAGGAGCAUCCUGGGGCAGAGCAUGGCUUUAAGGAGGUGUCCCUUGGGGCGUGGGGACAGGACUGUGAGACUGAUGGCUUAGCUGAGCCCCUAGGGAGGCUCCCUAGGCCCAGUCGUGCCCCUGUGGCAUGACUUCACCUUCAUGCCCUUCACCAGCCUGUGUCAGUGGUAAGCCCUGUCAGCCAGCCCAGGUCCGGGGGUCCUCCAGGAUCUGGCCACCUUUCCUGCUUCCUCUUCCUAGGCACAGCCCUGACUGCAUAUCUCCUGCCACUUCCCCUGCAUGCUGGGGCUCUCCCUGUCUGUGUCUUGAACUUCUCUGGUAACUGCUGGCUUUCUGGCUGGGGCAGCAGCAUUCCCGUGCCAGCUUAGCUCCUUGCUGCCUCCUGGUAGCUAAUGAAGGUAGCUCUGGGCUGUGAGGCCUUUCAGGAAGCAUAUGUGGGUCAUAAUCAGGAGCAGAGCCAGUUUCCUGAGGGAACAUUUGUGCCCCAGAAGGUUGAAAGAUGGGAAGGGGUGGACUGUGACAGUGUCUGGCACAGUUCAUGCCAGGCAUGUGUCCUCUCAGGUGGUUGGGGCCUCUUGAGGAGGGGGUUGGUAUGGUGACUGGCCUUGCUGUGAGACAGGUGCAGGAGAACUCCCCGGCGCAGCAGGCAGGCCUGGAGCCUUACUUUGACUUCAUCAUCACCAUCGGGCACUCACGUCUGAACAAGGAGAAUGACACACUGAAGGCCUUGCUGAAGGCCAACGUGGAGAGGCCUGUGAAGCUGGAAGUGUUCAACAUGAAGACCAUGAAGGUGCGCGAGGUGGAGGUGGUACCCAGCAACAUGUGGGGUGGCCAGGGCCUGCUGGGAGCCAGUGUGCGUUUCUGCAGCUUCCGCAGGGCCAGCGAGCACGUGUGGCAUGUGCUGGAUGUGGAGCCAUCUUCACCAGCUGCCCUGGCCGGCUUAUGCCCCUACACAGACUACGUGGUGGGCUCAGACCAGAUCCUCCAGGAGUCUGAAGACUUCUUUUCGCUCAUCGAGUCUCACGAGGGAAAGCCCUUGAAGCUGAUGGUUUAUAACUCCGAGUCUGACUCCUGCCGGGAGGUGACAGUAACUCCCAACGCAGCCUGGGGUGGAGAGGGCAGUCUGGGCUGUGGUAUUGGCUAUGGGUAUCUGCAUCGGAUCCCAACACAGCCCUCCAGUUCCCACAAGAAGCCACCUGAUGUCCCACCGCCUGAUGCCCUGCCACCUGGUGCCUCUCUACCUGAUGUCCCAUCACCUGUGCCCACCCCCCAGGACUUUCCUAGCCAGGAGAUGGGUUCCAGGCAGAGUGACUACAUGGAGGCUCUACUACAGGUACCUGGUUCCUUCAUAGAGGAACAGCUCCCGGGGGCUGAGAGUUCCAGCCACAGCACUCCAGACUUUGGGGGACUUCCAGAGAUUCCUCUUCAGCCUCCACCUCCAGUGCAGCGAGUCAUGGACCCAGGAUUCCUAGAUGUGUCGGGCAUUUCCCUCCUGGACAGUGGCAAUGCCAGUGUGUGGCCCAGCCUGCCCUCUUCCACAGCAGUCUCGGCCUCAGGGCCAGAGGAUGUUGGCUCCAGCAGCAGCUCUCAUGAGCGGGGUGGUGAAGCCACAUGGUCUGGGUCAGAGUUUGAGGUCUCUUUCCCAGACAGCCCUGGAGCCCACGUCCAGCCAGACCACCUGCCUCAGCUGAGUCUUCCCGACAGCCUCAACUCUGCAGUCUCACCAGAAGACGGGCUGUCUGCAGAGCUGCUGGAAGCUCAGACUGAGGAGGAGCCUGUGAACAUGGAUAGCUCAGAUGUCAAGGCAGUGGCUGAGGGGCCCACCAGCCAGGCCCAGAUCUCUACCCCAGAAUCAUACUCUGGACUGUGACUAGGCUUCUGAGCUUAUUUCACUAGCUCUGUGAUAUCCAAGGAUUCCUGCUGGCAGGGGCUCUGGUGUCUACUCAAAGCCUACUUUUGGCCUCCAGGAGAUGACCUUAUGGUCUUUGUCCUGCCUGUCGGUCCUGGGCUGGAGGGUUUCAAAAAGGACUUUGGUGGUGUAGGGCUGGGAGAAGCACCCACCUUCAUUUUGCAAGAGGGAAUAGGAGAGGCACAUGCAGCCUGAGAGGGUAGAAACAGGAGCCACAUACCCUCAGAACCAGUGCCUGUCAUGUAACUAGGGCUCCCCAGGAAACAGUAGGUCCAGUCAUGAUCAGUGUGAAAAUGGGGCGAGCGAGGAAGGGGCUGGUGUCAAGUGUUGGCCGUAUCACUUUGUUAAGGCUGGCCUUGACCUUUCCCGCACAGCUCGCAGUCCCAUCUGUACUGGAAGGGUCCCCAAGCCCUAGGACUCGCCCUACCAUAUCCCAAUCAGUGACUCCAUCAGUGGCCUUGUCCUUAUGCUAGUGUGGCUGCUGGCUGAGGCAGGCUCAUGCCAGCCAGCACCAAAGAGGCUGUUUGCCCACCUUUGCCCUUCAAUAGAGGAGCACUGUGACUGUGUCCUCCUCCAGCCUAUAAGCACUCAGUGUCUCCAGUGUUGAUUCCUGUAUCGGUCAAUAUUUAUAAGAGAAACAGAUGUAAACAGGAGAUGUACAAAUAUAUAUAAGAAUUUCAGGAUUGGGGCCAGGGAUUUAGCUCAGUGGU